Silurus meridionalis is the source of this 3347-nucleotide messenger RNA. RefSeq names its product tnf receptor-associated factor 4a (gene traf4a). NCBI's taxonomy places the organism in Eukaryota, Metazoa, Chordata, Actinopteri, Siluriformes, Siluridae. Gene Ontology annotation, molecular function: protein binding; zinc ion binding. The transcript is spliced from 7 exons. Gene Ontology annotation, biological process: signal transduction; positive regulation of JNK cascade; regulation of apoptotic process. The coding region runs from base 338 to 1750 and encodes 470 amino acids. The record is from RefSeq and is a predicted model, not a curated record.
ACACACCGCUGUCAGUGCUCGUGGAAAACGGAGAUCGGACGCGUCUCGUGUGUCCGCUCGCGAGCUCAUUGUUCCCAGCGAGAAGACAAAACAACAGUGGCAGGUUUUCACUGGAGCUGACACGCGCCCCAGACGGACUGUUUGCCUGUUUCCAGGCGCGACCUUGUUGCUCGAGAGGCAGGACGAUCUUGGCGAGAGGACAAUAGAGAUCAUUUCUGUGCAGACUGGAGGAUCGCCUUCAGAGCACUUUCUUUACUAAAACGCACGCUCGCGAAGUGCGUGUCAAGGAGCAGGAUCUGCUUUUUGCCGUUGAUCCGCGUUGGCUGCUGAAGUCGCCAUGCCCGGCUACGACUAUAAGUUCUUGGAGAAGCCCAAAAGGCGCUUUCAGUGUCCCCUGUGCAGCAAAGCCAUGAGGGAACCCGUGCAGGUUUCAACCUGCGGCCACAGGUUCUGCGACACCUGCCUCCAGGAGUUCCUCAGUGAGGGGGUGUUCAAAUGCCCAGAGGACCAGCUCCCCCUGGACUAUGCCAAGAUCUACCCUGACCCCGAGCUGGAGCAGCAGAUCCUGGCUCUUGCUAUCCGUUGUAUCCACAGUGAGGAAGGCUGUCGCUGGACAGGCCAAAUGAAGCAGCUGCAGAACCAUUUUACUACCUGUGCAUUCAAUGUGAUCCCGUGCCCUAACCGCUGCAGUGUCAAGCUGACACGCCGCGACCUGCCUGAGCACCUGCAGCACGACUGCCCCAAGCGCAAAGUCAAGUGUGAGUUCUGCGGCAGCGAGUUCACCGGCGAGGCUUUCGAGAAUCACCAGGGCAUUUGUCCCCAAGAGAGUGUGUACUGUGAGAACAAGUGUGGAGCAAGGAUGAUGAGGAGACUCCUAGCCCAGCAUACCGUGGCAGAGUGUCCCAAACGCACACAGCCGUGCAAGUACUGCGGCAAAGAAUUUGUCUACGACACCAUCCAGAAUCAUCAGUAUCACUGCCCACGUUUCCCAGUUCAGUGCCCAAACCAGUGUGGUGCCCCCAACAUUGCCCGUGAAGACCUCGCAACCCAUGUGAAGGAAAGCUGUGGCAGUGCGUUAGUGCUCUGUCCUUUUAAAGAAGCCGGAUGCAAGCAUCGAUGCCCAAAGCUGGUGAUUGGCCGACACCUGGAGGAAACCACCAAGUCGCACCUGACCAUGAUGUGUAACCUGGUAAGCCGUCAGCGGCAGGAGAUCGCAGAGCUGCGACGUGAUCUAGAGGAGCUGUCAGUGAGCCAUGAUGGUGUACUCAUCUGGAAGCUAAAUGACUACUCUCGCAAGUUGCAGGAGGCAAAAAUGCACAGCAAUCAUGAGUUCUUCAGUCCACCCUUCUACACGCACCGCUACGGCUACAAGUUACAGGCAUCCGCUUUUCUCAAUGGCAACGGUAGCGGCGAAGGUUCGCAUCUUUCCGUCUACAUCCGUGUGCUGCCUGGUGAAUAUGACAACCUUCUUGAAUGGCCCUUUUCCUACAAGGUCACAUUCUCUAUUAUGGACCAGAGUGAUCCAUCACUCUCCAAACCCCAGCACAUCACCGAGACUUUCAACCCAGAUCCAAACUGGAAGAACUUCCAGAAACCCAGCGGCAGCCGCAGCUCACUGGACGAGAGUGCGCUAGGUUUUGGCUACCCCAAAUUUGUCUCUCAUGAGGAGAUCCGUAAGAGGAACUACAUCCGAGACAAUGCGAUCUUCCUCAAGGCCUCCAUCGAGAUCCCACAAAAGAUCAUGUCUUGAGAGCAUAAACUCUUGACAUCUUGGGCCCCUUGUUCCUCCACCUGAAGUAUACUGAAGGAAAAUCCUUCAGAAAAAUGAUUUAGACUUCAUUUGUCUAAUUUGUUGGCUACCCCAUGGUGAAGCAAAAACAAAGUUAAUGUUAUACUCUGCAAGACCAGCAUGUUAUAUUUGUUUUUAUAAGUUUGGCUUCUAGUGCUUUUUACUUGCAACACAAAUCUGUGGACUCUCAACAGUGCCUAGAAAUUUUCAGUUACUUAAAAUGGUGUAAAAGGUUAUUUGUAGCCUUUGCACAUUGAGAUUGUUUGAUUUCAGUGUGGGAAACAAGGCACCACUGUUCUAAAUACACAGCAGGUGACCAAACCUGUGGGGUUUGGCCUUGGAAUUCAGUGUACACAGUAAAGCUUGCCUUUUGUUUACACAUUCUCUCCCAGUGAUGGUCCUUCAACAGAAACUCGGCAGCAGGUUUAGUGGCACAAAGUUUUCUCAUUUACUUAGCCUGAAGUAACAGAAGUGAACAGUAGCUGUGAACUGAACAUGCAUCACUUGGUCACCUCCUGCCAUUCGAGGUCUUUCCAAACUGCAUACAUCGUGCCAGAGUGUUUCGUUGAAUUUUACUGUAAAAGAAUGCUCUUGAAUUUUGAGGAGCACCGAUGGUGGAAGAACUUGUUUACAUGCUAUAGGUCUAAAAGUAAUAAAAAGAGUGGGCGGUGUACUCGGCGCUAGCAGUAAAUACUUAACAUUGCAUACCACAUACUGUGUGCUGUAACCUGCACUUAUAAAACCUCUGUUGAGUGAGUGGUUUUGGCAGACAGCAGAUCAUCAUGUGGAAACAAAAUUGUUUUGUGUGAAUGAAAUGUAAGGACUGUUUGUAAAUGUGUUCUAAACCUGGAGAUGGGACCUCCAGACAUCUAUCUUUCUCUUUGUCUUACUCUGCUGGUCACUGGCAGCUGAGAAAGUGUAUAAAGGACUCCAAUGUAUGUUGGUGCCUCAAAUGGACAGGCACUCCAUUUUGCCUUUGCAGCUUGCAAAUUUGAAAUCGUGUGUCUCCAAAAGUGAGGAAGAGGAGCUUUGUGCAAUAUGGCAGCCAGUUCUCAGACUACAGACCAGGAGGGCUCAGUCCAUAAUAUGUGAAUUCUAAUGAAAGGCAUACGGAUGCACAUUUGUACAUUCACGUUCUCCUGUUCCUGCUCUUCAUGAAAAGUCCUGAUUACACCACACUAUUAUACCAGCUAAUGUUGUCAAAUUAACAUUAAGAAAAUGUAGGGAAAGGAUUUUUUUUGCAAGAUUCUGUAUUUUCAAUGUAUUUCAAAACAUUUUAUACAACACUUUUGGACUUACAAACAAGGGAGCUGUUUCUUGAACAUUUUUGGACUUUUUCUUUGUUUCAGUCUCUCGAAAAUUUACUCCCAUGUUGUCGAUCUUCAUUGAAUUUCUAUUAUUUUUUUGUUACAUUUUCUGUCUGUACUUUAAGUUCUUAAAAAGUAUUUAUUUUAAGCCAUUGCAUAGGCUCGAUAUGCACACUGGUGCAAAUGUUUUUAUAUGUUGAUUAAUGAUUGCUUGUCAUUUUCCCCUUGAAAUAAAACAAUGACUGUAGCAA